Molecule: messenger RNA, 2702 nt
Organism: Uranotaenia lowii
Lineage: Eukaryota; Metazoa; Arthropoda; Insecta; Diptera; Culicidae
Product: protein 5NUC-like
Exons: 5
Coding region: 708-2603 (631 amino acids)
Biological process (GO): AMP catabolic process
Cellular component (GO): plasma membrane
Molecular function (GO): nucleotide binding; 5'-nucleotidase activity; metal ion binding
Source: RefSeq, a predicted model, not a curated record
UGGUUUAGUAUUGAUUUACCCGCGAUCGCGAGCGUUCAGCUCGAUAAUUAAGUUGGUUAGUUAGUAUCGGGAUUUUUGUUCUGUUGUUGUUUUCGUUUUUUUUUUUUCAAACCGGGCAGCUUCCUUUAAAACACUGAGAUCCAGAGAGAAAAAACGACUGCUAUUUUGGGUGUGCGCGAUCAACAGUUCAUUCAUUCAAGAAGGCAAGACAAGAAGCUGCUAAUUUCCGAAUACCAAACGUAAAAACCCCAAGCAGAACCUGGCAGUAAAAGGAAGCAACCAAAGCCGAACGUCGAAAAAAGCACGUGACAUAACUAGUGCCGGCUAUUUGAAGUCAGCAGCCGAGGAUCGUAUUUCAUCGUCAAUGCUUUUCAGUUUUGUUUCCGUUUUUGUUUCGCGAAGAGAAGUUCAAAGUUCCUGCUAACCGGUGCGGUUUUUUUAUAUUAAAUAUUGCUACUUCAACGUCUGACUGACCAUGAAUGAAUAUUUCAACUGAAGAUAUCCGACCCAAUCAACGACGUCCGGCCUUCUAGCGCAGUUAUUUGUUCCUUGAACGGACCUUGGCCACCAGGACGUUCUCGGAGCAUUUGAAGGACUUGCGGUUCCUGGAAUCCAACUACAGCAACAACCACCCAACAUCCUCGUCGUCGUCGUCGUCGUCAUCCAGUCGUUGCCAGUGGUUUUCGAUCAAUCGGCUGCCUACAAUCAUGGCGAUCCUCUCCGGAAGCUGUUUCGUUGCACUGGUCCUACUAGGGAUGGCAACUAUCGAAGUGGCCCCGAAGGCAACCGAAGGCAAGCUGGAGGAAGCAGCAGGAAGCAGGGCCCGGGCAGCAGCAGAAAACUUCCAGCUCAUUAUCCUGCACAACAACGAUAUGCAUGCCCGGUUCGAGCAGACCGGGACCUACGGCAACGAUUGCCAGCCGGCCGAUGUGGCCAAUAAUCGGUGCUACGGAGGAUUCGCCCGGGUGGCCCACAAAGUUCGAGAAUAUCGCGCAGCUGAAGCAAAUGGAGGUUUACCAGUUCUGUACUUGAACGCCGGAGACACCUACACCGGAACGCCAUGGUUCGCGAUUUAUAAGGACAACAUAACGGCUGCCUUCCUCAACAUUUUAAAGCCAGAUGCCAUUUCCCUCGGCAAUCACGAGUUCGACCUCGGGGUGGAAGGUCUGGUUCCGUUCCUCAACGAAAUCGAUUUCCCGGUACUGGCAGCAAACUUGGACCUAUCGAAAACUCCAACCAUGCAGACCGCAAAGUCACUGAAACAUUCGAUCGUGUUCACCAAAGCGGGAGUCCGGAUAGGGGUGAUCGGGUAUCUGACGCCGGAAACCAAACAACUGACCCCGGUCAAUACGGUCGAGUUCACCGAUGAAAUCGAAGCUAUCAAUAAAGAGGCUGCAGCGUUGAAGGCAGAUGGUGUAAACAUUUUGAUCGCCCUGGGUCACAGUGGAUUGGAGCGGGAUAAGCAAAUUGCCGCCGCUUGUCCGGAUAUUGAUCUGGUGAUUGGUGGCCACUCGCAUACGUUCCUGUACUCGGGUACGGCUCCGGACAUUGAUAACCCAGAAGGACCCUACCCGGUUGUUGUGAAGAAUUCAGUUGGUAAAGAAAUUCCAGUUGUUCAAGCCUACGCAUACACCAAAUACUUCGGAUACCUGAACUUAGAAUUCGACGCAGCUGGAAAUCUAGUCAAGUUCGAUGGCAGUCCUAUUUUGUUAAACGGAGCAGUUGAUCGGGACUCCGAUGUACUUCAAUUAUUGGAUGUCUAUCGACCAGGAAUCCUAGAGCUGGACGAAGUUAUCGGUCAAACCAAAGUGCUGCUGGAUGCUACCAGAUGCCGCUUCGAGGAGUGUAACAUGGGCAACAUGUUGGCCGAUUCGAUGGUGAUGACCUACACCUUAUCGUUGGACGAAUCUUCCCAAUACUGGACCGAUGCUGCGAUUGCCUUCAUCCAGGGUGGAGGUAUUCGAGCCUCGAUUGAGGUCGGAGCGACUGGAAACAUUACGAAGAAAGAUCUCAAAACGGUUCUACCGUUCGGCAAUGCCGUAGUUUUGGCUGAAGUUACUGGAAAACAAAUCCGUUCCAUGUUGGAGCGAAGUGUUGAGCGAUACGACGGUAAAAAUGGCUACGGGGAAUUCCUCCAGAUGGCCGGCGUUCAUGUAGUCUAUGACCUCAGUAAACCUCCAGGCAGCAGAGUUCAAUCCGUUGAAGUACGCUGUGCAGAGUGCGCUAUUUCAUCCUAUGCCCCACUUUACGACUACGAUCGACACAAGAUCAUCAUCAGCCAAUUUAUUUGGGAAGGUGGAGACGGUUACGAUAUGUUUGAUGGACGAAACUUCGAGGUGCUUCCUUGGGGUGAGUUUGAAAUCACCGAAGAAUACAUCAAAAAAUUCUCGCCACUCUACCCAUCGAUCGAAUGGCGAAUCACGAUGCAAGGGGAAGUUAAUCCGGAACAUACGAGCACAACUACCUCAGACUCUUCGACAACUACCCCAGCCGGAACAACACCGGAUGAUGACGGUGCAGCCGGAAGUAUUCAAGCGACAGCCGCUGUUGUUGCUGCCCUCGCAUUUUUCAGUGUCUUCCAAAACAGGAGUUUGUUGAUUUAAUCGAUGGAUGGCGCCGUGCAGUUGAGCUGUUGUGAUUUACGUAGGUUGUGAAGACUAAUUGUUAGAGAUAAUUAAGUACAAAGAUAAUAAAGUAUUUGU